Molecule: messenger RNA, 762 nt
Organism: Guyanagaster necrorhizus
Lineage: Eukaryota; Fungi; Basidiomycota; Agaricomycetes; Agaricales; Physalacriaceae
Exons: 4
Coding region: 1-762 (253 amino acids)
Biological process (GO): regulation of mRNA processing; spliceosomal complex assembly; peptidyl-serine phosphorylation
Molecular function (GO): protein serine/threonine kinase activity; ATP binding
Source: RefSeq, a predicted model, not a curated record
AUGCUAGUCUCACCGAUUCCGGGAGCUCAUAACAAAGAAGAGAUUGCCAUCAAUAAUGAAGACUCUACGGAACUCUUCAUCUGCAUGGACCAGCCUAGAAAUAGAUAUCGACGUGGCGACUACCACCCCACUCAGGUUGGCGACGACUAUGCGAUCGGAAGACGAGGCAACACAAGCGCCAGAACUCCACGAGCUCGAGUACAUUCAACACUUGCGCCGCCAAAACCCCACGCCCGGAUACCCGCACGUCGUCCACCUUACAGACUCGUUCUACAUCGACGACACCUAUGCGUCGUAACCGAAAUGGCCCUAUGCAAUCUUCCCUCUCUGGUAGAGCAAUCCUUUGCUGGCUACAGAAUCCCAGAACACGGUGCAAAACACGUCAUACGAGACGUGCUCUCCGGCUUAGACUACGCUUACAACGAUUGCAACAUCAUAUACACAGAUGUCAAAAUCACCAACGUCGUGACGACAGUCCCACAAGACGCGCUACCCAAAGAGGGUUUGGGGCACUCUAAUCUCUGCCCAGCAGCACACAGAGCCCCAAUUGUUCCCAAACUUGAUCCAAAGGCGUGGGGUGAGCUUAGCUUCAAGUUGAUAGGCUUUGGUGUCGGUUACUGUAUCGAUGUCGUCCACUCCUUUCGAGUUACGCUAACGUACACUCGGAAGCUUGCUACGCGGACAAAACCGACGAACACUUUACCCAGGAAGUUUGUCCUGUCGCUAUACGUCCCCCCAGAGGUGGCUUUACGUGCUGGCUAG